Messenger RNA from Biomphalaria glabrata, 7220 nucleotides. RefSeq lists its product as uncharacterized. NCBI's taxonomy places the organism in Eukaryota, Metazoa, Mollusca, Gastropoda, Planorbidae. The transcript is spliced from 26 exons. The record is from RefSeq and is a predicted model, not a curated record. Bases 113 to 3622 code for a protein of 1169 amino acids.
ACCGGUUACUUUAUAAAAGAGCUUCGCAUGUCAGAAUGGACCGGUACUGUGUCGUGAUUGAACAAUUCCCAUUGAACUCAUGUUCAUGAUGCUCUAAGUUCGUUCAUCACAAAUGUUGCGGCUUUUGUUCAAUUUGUUUCUGUUCUGUGGGAUUAACGAAGCUUUCGAAAUAUUGGACAUUGAAGAAAACAGAAGCGUCAAUCUCGUCUGUCCCAGGUCAGAGACGUCUGAUACAAAGUUGGAGGUGACAUACUCAGAUGGGAAAAAAGAAUGGUAUGCAAACUUCAAAGUCGGGAGUGAAUGUGCCACUUACAGUCACAUGAAGUGCUCCAAAGAUGACGUGUACAACACCUUAACAUUGUCAGUCUCUAACAGAACCAGAAAUAUUGUUUCCUACUCUUGUGGUGACAACCUGGUGUAUGGUGUCAGAUUCUAUGCCGGUCCAAAGGACGUCAAGUGUGAACAACCUACACUCGUGGGGACAAACAUUACAAUCAAAUGUACCACAAAGAAAGUCUACCCACAGAUGGAUUGUCACUUCUAUGACACAUUCAACAACUCUACCCAAGGACACGUUAAAUACAGAAUACUCCAGAGUUUCGACUCGCCUGAGUACUUGAAAGAACAAUGCAGUUUUACUGUCAGAGUGUCGAGUCUCCAGGAAGGGAAUCAUCAGUUCUCUGUUCAAGUCAGACCAAAGAGUAUCAACAGCUUUAAAGCGCCUCACAUCGUAACACCGACUAUUAAUAUAUCACCUAUUAAAACUAAGCUAGAUUCAUCAUGCCCUGAUGGUGAGUCUGUUAUAAAAGGCUACAUCAAAGCUGGAACAUCGGCAACCUGCAAAUGCUUGAAACCUCAAAGUCAUAGACAUGUUUUUGGGAAAGUGUAUUGGUCCAAUGCAAACAUCACAGACUCAUACAUGUCAUCACCUAAACUGACAGUAACUUACCCUAAUGAUCACAACAAAACAUUUUAUUGCAGAGCCUCACCACUUGAAUCAAAUCCAAUGGAAACAAAAUUUCAAGCACUGUUUGCUUUUGGACCAAACAGCUUAGAUAUAUCUCACCAAAACCUAAAAGUUGAAUUGUGUUCCAGUGUCACCAUUAGGUGUUCCGCAAGUAGCAGUUCAGUCUAUCCAGGAGUUAAGUUUGAGUGGUUUCUUGAUAACACUGACGCCCUUGUUAUCACCCCUGAGAUUUCAUCAUCAGAACUGACUUCAGUUGUGCUACUCACAGCUCGACUGCCAGGGAAAUACAUUCUGACUUGCAGGGGAACUAACAGCAUCUUUUCUGACAUUACUACAGAGACUCAUACAGUUGUUAUUAUUGAAGCAAGCAAGACAGUGCAACCUAAAAUAACUAUUGACAACCACAACCAUACUUUGAGACAGUCCUUACAAGAAGUGAACAUAACAUGUUCUGUCAGUCAACUUAGCAACAUAAGUUUCUCUUGCCUCAACAAGACCCUGACCAAAACAGCCACAUCAGUCUCUUUCAUCUAUAACAUGACAAAGGAAGAAAAUGGCUUCAUAUGUAACUGCAUAUCUAAAUAUUCUUGCUAUGAGCAAAAGGUUGUGACAUCACCAAUAUACUUAGCUUAUGGUCCUAGUGAGGUUAAAGCCUCCACCAGUGUUCUCAGCUUGGAGCUUUGUAAAGAGGCAAUAUUCACAGUUGCAGUCCCUCAAAGUGAUGUCUAUCCAGGGGUUUCCUUUAGCCUUAAGGUGGAUGUUCCUGGUUCAAUUAACUGGGAGCUUACACCUGAGAAUGUGAGUGCAAUUGUGAAAGUUAGAGCUGAAAAAGCAGGGGAGUUUUCAUUCAACAUUCAAGCUUUCAACACAUUUAACAGCAACAUCAGAGCCCAGACAGCAGUUAAGGUUAUUGCUUAUGAUUCACCUUCACUGAAGCCAACACUUUUAAUAAAUAAUGGUGAACUGGUGAUAGAAGGAGUCUCAUCCCAAGAUGUAAACAUCACUUGCAGGUCUCCCAUUGGUAAUGUGACUAUAACUGUUUCCUGCUUGGGAACCACUGUCUCUCAUGUUGGAGCAGAACUAACAGUGUCCAAGAAUCUGACCAGGUCAGACAAUGGUGAACUAUGUCAUUGCUAUGUCCAAUACACUCCAAGUUGUUUCCACAAUGAGACAAGCACUGUGCAUCUUAAUGUUACAUAUCAAGCAAGCAUCACUAGCCUCACAGUCAAUGAGAAGCCUGAUGGUAUUGAGCUGAUGGAAGGAGACACCGUCACACUGAGUUGUCUGUCAGACAGCAACCCUCAACCACACAUCCAUAUAGAAACAGAACAUGUCCUUCACCUCAUACCCAGUAUUGUCUUGAACAACAGCACCACUGAGUUUGGUCAACACAUGUGGCAGUUUGUUUAUCAGAUGCCAAACAUCAGCUGCAGGCAGUCAUCAACAUAUACGUGUGUUGCUUGGAAUGGGCUGUUUGAUGUGAAAGUCAGGCAAUCCGUCACAGUGUCUGUCAGGUGUGGUGUGCAACUGUUGGAUCAGUCUACAAAGCUGCAUGAGCUUAAAGGGAAAUCCAUCAACAUGCUUGCAGCAAACGUCUAUCUGAUUGGCUACCCAAAGCCAAAUAAUUUGUCCUUACUUGUAAGCCAGAGCAAGGAGCCAGUCAGCAAUAGGAGCUACACAUUGCUGUACAAAGAUACACAAUUCUUUUAUGGCACCCUCUUUGUACUGAUAGACAAACUAACAGAAGAGCAUGUGACACUCUAUACUGUGAAUGUUGGCAAUGGAGUUGGAUCAAACCUCGAGUUUGAGUUGAGUUUUAUGGAAGAUGAUGAAGGGCUAUCUCAGAGAACUGUAAUUGUCAUCACCGGGGUAUCAGUUGGAACUUUAAUUUUGCUUCUUAUUUUCAUAUUGAUUUUUUUGAGGCUUAAGAAAGGAGACCACAGAGACAGAAACAAUGGAUUGCCAGGAUCAGUCAAAAAGUCAAAGAAAUCAAGUUUCUAUAUGAGAAGUUCUCGCUAUGUAAGAGAUUUGUUUACCAGACAUAGAAAGCAACAGUUGUCUCACUUUUCUGAGUUAUACAGUGAUGGAAAUCAAGGCAAUGAAACAGUUCCUCUAGAGCCUUUGAAUGGGCGCUCUAAACCAACAUGUACAAAUCAGACAGAGGUGGCAACUGCGGCAUCACCUCUUUUAAAUACAAGUGGUGGCAGUCAAAAGCAAUCCAAAAAAAGAGCUACUAAAAGCAGCGUUGCAGUGAAUAUGCAUUUUACAAGCCCAGAAAAGCAACGUGUAGAAAAAAUAUCACUUCAGAAAAACUCUGAGGAAGGCAAACCAACUUCUAUCUAUGAUGAAGCUGAUGAAGAGAGUGUAGUGCAAAUGAGAAAAGAGAAAAAUAAAUCAGACACAUCUGACCCUCACUCCUGUACUUCCACAGAGACGGAACUCAAAGAUCUGAUGCAACUAGGAGAUGCUCCUGAAAUUCCAGAUGCAGCAUCUAAUGAAGAAUGUUUAGAUAACAUAGACCAAGAUCCAGAUGAAACAAUUCCUAAAACUGUGGUAGAGUCUACAUCUAACAGAACAUCUGAAAGCAACAUCUACUCCAACUUCAGAGCAACCAUCACAAGUGCUCCACUUCAAGAUAUUCCUGAGUCGGAAUAAACAACAAAUAAGACAGAAGCAUUCUUUUCUUCUUCAAGGUGCAAAACAUAAAAUGGAAUAAUAUUGAUAUAUUGUAAAUCUGAAAUACAAAAUAGCAUGAACUCAAAAUGGAAGGAAAGAAACUGAUGGGUAACUGUGUGAUGAUUGGUAAUAAUAUAAGAUGCAUUGUGAUGUAGGCUUUAUACUAUGGCAUUAUACAUAAACAUUAAUUAUAAUUUUAUAUUUGAUAAUAUUAUUAAAUGUAAUUUGGCACUAAUUCAAACAAUCUCAAUAAAUGUGAUAACUACUGUUUUUUUUUUUAAUUAGAAUUUGGACUAGUUUAUAAAACAAAAGAAGGUUAUUGUUUGUCUAAUGAAAAGGUUAAUAGCUUCAUGUCCAUGUUAGCACUGAUUAGAAGUAUUGGUAAAUAGUAUUUUGAAGCUGCCAUCAUGUAAUAUGAAUAGUUGAAUGUAAGGUGUAUGUAUGUAUGUCUUUUAUAGAAUAUAUAUGUAUAUAUUGUAAUAACUUAUGGGAGGCAACUCAACGAGAUCACGGGACAUCACAAGUACAUAAAAUAACAUUUGCCUUUAGCACAGUCUCUUCAUAUGGCUAUAGACUUGGAAUGAACGUUUUCUUCCUAAUUUUUUUUAAUGUCUACAUCCGUCUCAGUCUGGUUUCUGGCAGUGCACAUCUUCUGUACUGUCUUGAAUGGGGGUGUGCAUGGCAGGGUUAUAACAAUAUACAUAUAAAAUGAUGCAUCAUAUUUUCUAAAACAAAAAAACACUUUCAAAACAUGGAAACUGUCAUUUUUUUUAUAUUUUUUUUAAUUUAUUGUUGUAAAUCUCAGGCAAGCACUCAACAAAAGAAGAUAAACAGUUACAGUGAUUUAAUAAUUAAUUAACUAUAUAAGUAAUCAAGACCCACAAACCAACAAGAUGCAAAGUUCUCUAAGUCACUUCUUUACAACUUUGCCAGAAUCCACUAUGUCUCCAUUUCCUGUCCUGUUUUUCCAUCUCUCGUGUGGAACAGUGUGCAAGUGUGCACCAUAUAUGUGAGUGUGGAAACAGAGCUAAAACACUGCUCCACCUUCUCAAAUCUGUUUGUCCUGAACAGAAUCUGAGUUCUCUUUAUCCUAUUGACCACGUCGUUGAUCCUCUUUAUGACAUGAUAUGGACCUUCUUAGUCUCUUUGUAGCUUUGGAGAUCUGCCUUUUAGCCUGAUGGUUGUACAACCAUACCAGAUCGCUCUCUUGAAAUCCAGAGGAAUUGAUCCGUUUGUCAUAUCCUGUCUUUUUCAAAUCGCUAUUGAUCUUGAUCUUAAUGUGGGCUAGAUCAUGAACACUCUCCAUUCUUUUUCAAAGAUUGAAUACAUACUCGGAGGCUACCUUACCUUUGAGGCUAUUUGAAAGCCACCAUUUGAGGGCUGCUUGAUCUGUUCUUAAAAGAAAUUUAUGUCCAUAUAAGUAUUUGUGAAAAUGUUUUACUGCAUCCACAAUAGCCAGGAGUUCAGGUCUUGUGACGCGGUAGUUUCUUUCAACCUUUGACAAGCUCUAACUGAAAUAGGCAAUGACUCGUUCAGUUUCAUCCACUUUUUGGGACAAGAUGGCACCUAUUCCAGCACUACUUGCAUCUGUGUCAAGUAUAAACGCCAUGCCUUGUUUAGGGUAGGCCAAUAUGGAGGAUGAGACAAGUGUGUUUUUCAGCCUUUCAAACACCUCUUGACAUUCAGUAGUCCAAAUAAAUUGCCUCUUUUGCUCUGUUAGUGCAUGAAGAACCCUACAAACGUUGGAGAAAUUAGGCACGAAACGUCUGUAAUACGUACAAAACCCCAGAAAACUUGGUGAAUAUUUGUUGGUGUAGGACUUUAUCUGGAGUAGUGCUAACUCUGUCCUUUGACACAAUGUGCCCAAGAUAUUUAACACUCUUUCUAAACAAAGACAACUUCCCAGUGCUUAUCCGUUGAAACAUUUCCUUCAGAUUUACAAUCAAACAUCUUACCAGGACAAACACAUAACUGCCUUCUACAUUCAAAGAGUCUUGUUCCUAAUUCUACCAGUCCUUUAUCCAUCAAACCUGAAUACGGACCAACGACAGCCUUGAUCCACCUUAAACAAGUAUGUUUCAUGAUCAACCAGAGCCUGCUGAAGACAUGCUCUAAGAAUGUCUUUAUUCUUUUCAAAGCGUUUCAAGCGCCGCCAUUUAAGCUCUUCUUUCAGUGCCUUCAAUUUUAGCUUGUCUAGCCAUUUUACAGAUGUUAUUAUGAAAUAAGAUCUUACCUCCAUUGAGUUGACCAAUCCCACUUCCAGACACCAAUUGUAGUAAAUCUCAGGCAAGCAUUCAACAAAGGAAUAUUAACGGUAACAGUGAAUUAAUAUUUUAAUUAAUAAAGUAAUUGAGACACACAAUAAACAGGAUGCAAAGUUCGUUUAAGUUAUUCUUUACAACUUUUGCCAGAAUCCACCAUGUCUCCAUUUCCUGUCUUGCUUUUCCAUCUCUUGAGUGGAACAGUGCAAUAGUAUACCAUAUAUAUGAGUGCUGAAACAGAGUUACAGCAAUAUCUUAUGUAGUACAAAUUUCUGUAAGUAUUAACACUGCAUCAUUGAACCUCAGGAAAAGUACAUCAUCAGGUGCAUCAGUUGAAGCAUCACAUUCCUAAUAUACUUGGAUUUGAUUUGUUUUGUAUUCAGCCAUUUCACAUUUAUCUAUUUUCAAAUUUUUUAAGGAGUGUUAUUCAUUGUAUUUUUCAUAUAUGUAAAUUCACAAUCAACACACAAUAUUACAUUAAUUCCAGUUAUCUGUUAUUUGUUUGAGAUGGUUUAAAAUUAAUGGCAUUUAAGUGCAUAUUUUUUUCAAAUAUCUCUUUUUAAACUAUUAAGCCAAAUAAAGGAUAUACUGCCAAUGGUCUCUUUUGUCUCAGUAGACAUUCUCAUAUUAUUUAAGAAAGAAAUCAAAUUAGGUAAAGGGGUCAAUGGUUAAUCUAUGCAUUGGUCUAUCUCUUUAAUUUGCCAGCUUGAUCAUUUUUAUUCAGAAUUAAAGAUACUAUAACAGAAAGAGCUGACAGCACAUUCUCGAUCUGUCAAGUUAAUCAGCUUAAGUUUGCUGACCUUUGACCCCAGCCCAUUUUGUUUAAAAUGACUUCAUUGAAAUCAAACAUCUUUUCAACAAUAUUUAAAAUCCUUUACGAUCUCAUCUAUAAAAUAUGAAAAGCAUGACAUUAUAUACAAGUGUUAAUACAAACUUUUUUUUUUUAAAAGUACAAAGUGAUAUUUCCUUUCAAACAUAUAUAUUCCUAAAAUAACAUUCAUUCUUUUUUUCAUGUAUUCAUUUAUUUACAUAUCAAGAGAUGCCUCAAAUGGAUUCUCUCAAACAAAAUUGUGUACACUUGUUCCUUUUACCUUUUUUUUUUUGGAUGUUUUGUAUUUUUAUUUUUGUAUUUUUACAAAAGGCCACAUUCUAUAUAGAAAGCAUAAAUUCAAAUGAGCAAUAACACAAAAUUUUUUAUAUAUAUAUAUAUACAUAUGCAGGGCUUUUUUUUCAACUACUGAGUACCGGCACCUAAUCACUGAGUAACAGCAUCUAUUAAUUUUUGAAAAAAAAAAAGCACUGUACAUAUAUAUAUA